GGUGACCAUGGCCUUGCUGGGGAAGCGCUGUGACAUCCCCGCCAACGGCUGCGGGCCUGACCGCUGGAACUCUGCCUUCACCCGCAAAGACGAGAUCAUCACCAGCCUCGUGUCUGCCUUAGACUCCAUGUGCUCAGCGCUGUCCAAGCUGAAUGCGGAGGUGGCCUGCGUGGCGGUACACGAUGAGAGCGCCUUUGUGGUGGGCACCGAGAAGGGGAGGCUAUUCCUGAAUGCGCGGAAGGAGCUGCAGUCAGACUUCCUCAGGUUCUGCCGAGGGCCUCCAUGGAAGGAUCCGGAGGCAGAACACCCCAAGAAGGUGCAGCGGGGCGAGGGUGGCAGCCGGAGUAUUCCACGGUCCUCCCUGGAGCACAGCUCGGACGUGUACCUUCUGCGGAAGAUGGUAGAGGAGGUGUUUGAUGUUCUUUAUAGCGAGGCCCUGGGGAGAGCCAGUGUGGUGCCACUGCCCUACGAGCGGCUGCUCAGGGAGCCGGGGCUGCUGGCUGUGCAGGGGCUGCCCGAGGGCCUGGCCUUCCGGAGACCGGCUGAGUACGAUCCCAAGGCUCUCAUGGCCAUCCUGGAGCAGAGCCACCGCAUCCGCUUCAAGCUCAAGAGGCCGCUCGAGGAUGGCGGGCGGGAUUCCAAGGCCCUGGGGGAGCUGAACGGUGUCUCCCUGAUGCCCAAGGGGUCACGGGACUGCGGCCUGCAUAACCAGGCCCCCAAGGGGCCGCCCCAGGACCUGCCCCCCACCGCCUCCUCCUCCUCCAUGGCCAGCUUCCUGUACAGCUCUGCGCUCCCCAACCAUGCCAUCCGAGAGCUCAAGCAGGAAGCGUCCGCCUGCCCGCUUGCCCCCAGCGACCUGGGCCUGGGCCGGCCCAUGCCAGAGCCCAAGGCCUCCGGUACCCAAGACUUCUCGGACUGCUGUGGACAGAAGCCCACGGGGCCUGGUGGACCUCUUAUCCAGAACGUCCAUGCCUCCAAGCGCAUCCUCUUCUCCAUUGUCCACGACAAGUCAGAGAAGUGGGACGCCUUCAUAAAGGAAACCGAGGACAUCAACACACUCCGGGAGUGCGUGCAGAUCCUGUUUAACAGCAGAUAUGCGGAAGCCCUGGGCCUGGACCACAUGGUCCCCGUCCCCUACAGGAAGAUCGCCUGCGACCCCGAGGCCGUGGAGAUUGUGGGCAUCCCAGACAAGAUCCCCUUCAAGCGCCCCUGCACGUAUGGGGUCCCCAAGCUGAAGCGGAUCCUGGAGGAGCGGCACAGCAUCCACUUCAUCAUUAAGAGGAUGUUUGAUGAACGGAUUUUCACAGGGAAUAAAUUUACCAAAGACCCCACGAAGCUGGAGCCAGCCAGCCCGCCAGAGGACAGCUCUACAGAGAUCUCUCGGGCCACAAUCCUCGACCUGGCAGGAACUGCUCGGUCAGACAAGGGCAGCAUCUCCGAAGACUGCGGACCAGGAACCUCCGGGGACCUGGGUGGGCUGAGGCCGAUCAAAAUUGAGCCCGAGGAUCUGGAUAUCAUUCAGGUCACUGUCCCAGUUUUGUCUCUAGACCCCUCGCCAACCUCUGAGGAAAUGACAGACUCGAUGCCUGGGCACUUGCCCUCGGAAGAUUCUGGUUAUGGGAUGGAGAUGCUGACUGACAAAGGCUCCAGCGAGGACCCUCGGCCAGAGGAGAGGCCUGUGGAGGACAGCCACGGUGACGUGAUCCGGCCCCUGCGGAAGCAGGUGGAGCUGCUCUUCAACACGCGAUAUGCCAAGGCCAUUGGCAUCUCGGAACCGGUCAAGGUGCCCUACUCCAAGUUCCUGAUGCACCCAGAGGAGCUGUUUGUGGUGGGGCUGCCUGAAGGCAUCUCCCUCCGCAGGCCCAACUGCUUCGGGAUUGCCAAGCUCCGGAAGAUCCUGGAGGCCAGCAACAGCAUCCAGUUUGUCAUCAAGAGGCCCGAGCUGCUCACCGAGGGAGUCAAGGAGCCCAUUGUGGACAGCCAAGAGAGGGAUUCCGGGGACCCUCUUGUGGACGAGAGCCUGAAGAGACAGGGCUUUCAAGAAAAUUAUGACACUCGGCUCUCGCGGAUCGACAUCGCCAACACCCUACGGGAGCAAGUCCAGGACCUGUUUAAUAAGAAAUACGGGGAAGCCUUGGGCAUCAAGUACCCAGUCCAGGUUCCCUACAAGCGGAUCAAGAGUAACCCUGGCUCGGUGAUCAUAGAGGGACUGCCCCCUGGAAUCCCGUUCCGAAAGCCUUGCACCUUUGGCUCCCAGAACCUGGAGAGGAUCCUUGCCGUGGCUGACAAGAUCAAGUUCACCGUGACCAGGCCUUUCCAAGGACUCAUCCCCAAGCCUGAUGAAGAUGACGCCAACAGGUUGGGGGAGAAGGUGAUCCUCCGGGAGCAAGUGAAGGAGCUCUUCAAUGAGAAAUACGGUGAGGCCCUGGGCCUGAACCGGCCUGUGCUGGUCCCUUACAAACUGAUCCGAGACAGCCCAGAUGCCGUUGAGGUCACCGGCCUGCCUGAUGACAUCCCUUUCCGGAACCCUAACACAUACGACAUCCAUCGACUGGAGAAGAUCCUGAAGGCCCGGGAGCACGUGCGCAUGGUCAUCAUCAACCAGCUCCAACCUUUUGCAGAAAUCUGCAAUGAUGCCAAGGUGCCAGCCAAAGAAAGCAGCAUUCCCAAGCGCAAGAGAAAGCGGGUCUCGGAAGGAAAUUCCGUCUCCUCUUCCUCCUCGUCUUCCUCCUCCUCGUCCUCUAACCCAGAGUCUGUGGCAUCGACCAACCAGAUUUCACUCGUGCAAUGGCCAAUGUACAUGGUGGACUAUGCCGGCCUGAACGUGCAGCUCCCGGGACCUCUUAAUUACUAGACCUCAGUACUGAAUCAGGACUUCGCUCAGAAAGACUAAAGGAAAUGUAAUUUAUGUACAAAGUGUAUAUUCGGAUAUGUAUCAAUGACUUUUAGUUUUUCCAAUGAUUUUUACACUAUAUUCCUGCCACCAAGGCCUUUUUAAAUAAGUAAAAAAAAGA
Molecule: messenger RNA, 3014 nt
Organism: Tupaia belangeri chinensis (Chinese tree shrew)
Lineage: Eukaryota; Metazoa; Chordata; Mammalia; Scandentia; Tupaiidae
Gene: GTF2IRD1
Product: GTF2I repeat domain containing 1
Exons: 26
Coding region: 8-2854 (948 amino acids)
Biological process (GO): transcription by RNA polymerase II
Cellular component (GO): nucleus
Molecular function (GO): DNA-binding transcription factor activity
Source: RefSeq, a predicted model, not a curated record